Molecule: messenger RNA, 342 nt
Organism: Penicillium argentinense
Lineage: Eukaryota; Fungi; Ascomycota; Eurotiomycetes; Eurotiales; Aspergillaceae
Exons: 1
Coding region: 1-342 (113 amino acids)
Source: RefSeq, a predicted model, not a curated record
AUGCUUCAACCUCUAAUCGAUUCCUCGCUUGUCACGACGGCCACGCUUCCGCAUCCGUGGCUAGUCGUCAACUACCUCCGCAAGAAGAAUCCCUCCAUCGUCUUCAUCCAGCUGCAAUGGGUCAACUAUUCAGGUGUUCCUAGUGCGAGCGUGCACGUCCUGGAAGAAUAUCUUGUCACCUUAAGACAUGGUGAAUAUAUUACAUGUCCCGCUGGCAUUCCACUACGCCAUGAACCACACGCUUUACCCAGCUGCCGAUCCAAUCUCCGUCAACUGGCUAAUUCCAGAUUGGUCAUCCGCUACUCUGAGCGCCAGUCCAAGCCCUAUGACAGUGAUGUGUGA